This is a messenger RNA of Pleurotus ostreatus (oyster mushroom), 300 nucleotides long. RefSeq lists its product as uncharacterized. The transcript is spliced from 3 exons. Bases 1 to 300 code for a protein of 99 amino acids. Lineage: Eukaryota; Fungi; Basidiomycota; Agaricomycetes; Agaricales; Pleurotaceae. The record is from RefSeq and is a predicted model, not a curated record.
AUGUUCAACGAGUACCAGCACCAAGAUUUCGACGUCGUGAGCACGGUCGAUAAAUUCGGCGGCGUCGAGGAGCUCGCUCCCAAAGAUAACAACUUGACCCAGACUCGUUUCUUCAGAAAGUCUUUGAGCCCCGGAGAUGAGGAAGAGUUCUCCAAACUGAUGGAGUUUCAGGAAUUCAUUAUGAAGGACGGGUGCCACGGCACUAUUCACCCCAUGUAUGAGCACGACGGCCUCAAGUGGGUACUGAUGUCUGUACCCUCAGAGAACUUUGAAGCUAGCGGCCUAUCUGGACUCUUCUGA